This is a messenger RNA of Schistocerca cancellata (South American locust), 1978 nucleotides long. RefSeq names its product T-complex protein 1 subunit eta-like. Gene Ontology annotation, molecular function: ATP hydrolysis activity; ATP binding; ATP-dependent protein folding chaperone. Gene Ontology annotation, cellular component: chaperonin-containing T-complex. Gene Ontology annotation, biological process: protein folding. Lineage: Eukaryota; Metazoa; Arthropoda; Insecta; Orthoptera; Acrididae. The record is from RefSeq and is a predicted model, not a curated record.
CCAGAAAUUAACAAAUGACAUAAGCAAAGCGAUAGCAGUAGUGGUGAGCAAGGCGUGUUGGGAAGAAGUUAAAAGUUAUUUAAAUUGUUAUACCACUUUUAAAAAAUGCAACCGCAAAUAAUUCUCCUUAAGGAGGGAACUGAGAACAGCCAGGGCAAGCCCCAACUGAUCUCGAAUAUAAAUGCUUGCCAGGCCGUUGUGGAUGCAGUCAGAACAACACUUGGCCCAAGGGGAAUGGAUAAGUUAAUAGUAGACAAAAACGGAAAGUCCACCAUCUCAAAUGACGGUGCUACCAUUAUGAAAUUACUGGAUGUUGUUCAUCCCGCAGCAAAGACACUUGUUGACAUAGCGAAGUCACAGGACGCCGAGAUUGAUAAGAAAAAUGUAGCUGAACAUCGUUCAUUGCUAGAGAAAUGUGCAGCAACAGCCCUAAGUUCAAAGCUAAUAAGCCACCAAAAAGGAUUCUUUUCAAAAAUGGUCGUUGAUGCUGUUUUACUUUUGGAUGAGCUUUUACCGCUCAAUAUGAUUGGGAUCAAGAAGGUGACAGGAGGUGCAUUGGAAGAUUCGCUGUUGGUAGCAGGCGUCGCUUUCAAGAAAACAUUUUCAUACGCUGGUUUUGAAAUGCAGCCAAAGAAGUAUUCAAACCCCAAAAUUGCUCUGCUUAAUAUUGAACUGGAGCUCAAAGCUGAAAGGGACAAUGCUGAAAUCAGAGUGGAUAAUGUACAGGAAUAUCAGAAGGUGGUGGACGCUGAAUGGAAAAUAUUGUAUGAAAAGUUGGAUUUAAUACACAAAAGUGGAGCAAAGGUAGUACUGUCUAAGCUACCCAUUGGUGAUGUUGCAACGCAGUACUUUGCUGACAGAGACAUGUUUUGUGCUGGACGAGUCCCAGAAGAGGAUCUGAAACGUACAAUGAAAGCUUGUGGAGGUUCCGUAAUGACAACUGCUCACGACUUGAAAGAUUCAGUUCUUGGCAGCUGCGAGUAUUUUGAAGAAAGACAAGUAGGCGGUGAAAGAUUUAACAUUUUUACUGGUUGCCCCAAUGCAAAGACUUGUACAAUUGUACUGAGGGGUGGUGCAGAACAGUUCAUGGAAGAGACUGAAAGAUCCCUUCAUGAUGCCAUUAUGAUAGUCCGGCGUACAAUAAAGAAUGAUGCUGUAGUUGCAGGUGGUGGUGCAAUCGAGAUGGAACUGAGUCGUGCGUUACGUGACUACUCACGUACUAUUGCUGGAAAAGAACAAUUGCUGAUUGGCGCUAUUGCAAAGGCUCUGGAGGUUAUACCAAGACAGUUGUGUGAUAAUGCUGGAUUUGAUGCAACUAACAUUCUCAACAAACUGCGCCAGAAACAUGCACAAGGUAAUUGCUGGUAUGGUGUGGACAUCAACAAUGAAGACAUCAGUGAUAACUUUGAAGCAUGUGUCUGGGAGCCAGCUGUUGUCAAGAUUAACGCAUUAACAGCUGCAUGUGAAGCAGCUUGCCUUGUCUUAUCUGUAGAUGAAACCAUAAAAAAUCCUAAAUCAGGUGGUGGUGAUGCCCCUGCAGGCCGCGGCAUGGGUCGGCCAAUGUAAUUUCAAUCAUCAUAAACUGGCAGGAUCUGUGACAAUAAAGUGUGUGUUAUUUCAUAUCUGAUCAGAGCGCCAAGAGGAAGUCAGAGUACUUGAUUAACAUGAAUUAAUGUGAAUCUGAUGGCCAUAAUUAUGCACACUAUUCUAAUCAGACUGAUCUUUUCUUUUUUUCCCCCCCUCAUGUAACUAUCAGUGCGUUCUGCUGCUAAGUGUUUGAUCUAUGCAUUUCAUUAAAAAUAAAAUAAAGCUUAAGUAUAACCUCACAUUUUUGCAGUAGAAUGUUUCUAUUUAUUAAGUGUGCUGGUUGGAGGCCUUCUAUGUAUGCUAGUGAGCAAAACUUUUUUUAUGUUUUUGUUGUCAUUAUGAACUGUAAUUUGAACAUUUAACAUAAAGACUUCACACAUUUUUAAACUCA